AUGUGCUUCUACAGUGAACGAUACCCUAUUUACUCUCAGUCCACCCCCUUUCUCCGUGUCGGUAUCCACAGUCCUGCACGAGAUCAAGAAGAUGCCGCCUUCGAGAUCGACAGCAUCAUCGAAUCUGGUGAUUCCAGAAACGGUAGUCCUGAAAGCGAGAGUCUUCGAACGUGGCGCUCAGCCCGUCCAUCAGUCGUCAGGCGCGCCCCUGACCCGGAUCCUCACCAUGAGUCAGAACAGCAUAUCCGGCAAUGUGAUGCAUGCUCUGCACAGCUAGCAAUGCAGACAUCCAGCACUGGUGACGAUCUGACAGUUAUUCAAAAGAACCUCAGCCCCCGGGUCGUCGAGUCGGGCAGCCCCAGAGAUGACGACCUCGUAUCUGUCGUCGACGACCAUCUGACGGGCACCCGCACUCGCAUCACACUAUCAAUCAGUGGAAUGUCUUGCAGUUCAUGCGUCGGGAAGAUUACCAAUGCUUUGAACGACCAACCAUGGGUGCAGUCGGCCGAUGUUAAUCUACUGACUAGUAGCGCGGUGGUCGUUCUCCUGGACCGGUCGCGUGUGAACGAAGCGCGAGAGACAAUUACAGGCUCGGGUUAUUCCGCCCAGCUGAUUGAUUGUGAAGAUCUCCUGCCCAAGAGGCAAUCGAAACAGUCGACGUCGGCCGACAUAUGGCGAGCCUCCUAUGUUAUCGGGGGCAUGACCUGCAGCUCCUGCGUCGGGACAGUUACAGACACGCUCAACCGUUACGAAUGGGUCACAAAACUGGACGUGAACCUUGUGUCAGGGAGUGCGACGGUAGAACUGCAAGGAAAGGAGCAUCUGGAAGAGGUCAUCGCCAUUAUCAGCGAAUUGGGUUACGCCGCUACACUCGGCGAGGUCGAGAGUAGCACCCCAUCCGAGCAACGAGCCUUGAACCGGUCCGUCACUAUCCAGGUGGACGGGAUGCAUUGCUCAAACUGCCCCCAGCGGAUUCUAGAUGCUCUCAGCGUGUUUUCCAGUUGUCUCCAGGUGACGGACCCUCUUCGAAAGGGACACCCGCGGCUCACUAUAGCAUAUACCCCGGACAGCCCCAAUUUCACCAUUCGGCAUAUCUUACAUGCGAUCGCCCAGGUGGAUAAGGCCUUCACAGUAUCUAUUUACCAUUCCCCCAGUCUCGAGGAGCGCUCCCAAAUGAUGCAACGUCGACACAUGUGGCGCAUCGCUCGCCGCCUGCUAUUGGCGGUGUUGACUGCUAUCCCAGCGUUUAUUAUCGGGAUCGUCUAUAUGUCUUUGGUACCUGGAGACAAUUCAGGGGUCAUGUACCUCGAGCAGCCCAUCUNAUCAAAUGUCCUUGCAGUAGUAGGAAGCAAAGGGAGACGAUUAUACUCCUGGAAGGCUCAAGGAAAUUCCAUGCGGUGUUUUCGCGGAUUUUAGCGCUCCUCGGCAAAGUUUGAAAUAUGGAGACCAGCCAUCCAAUUGAUAGUGGUGGUCCCUCGAGCUCUUUUAUCGAUCACUCAAAAGGCCAUGAAGGUACGGAGUAGUACGGGAGUUUUUGCGAAGACAUGAGAUUCUAUCACGCGGUUUCAAGUUCCUUCGCAGGAUAUAUAUUCGAGACGGUAUGAAAGGCUUCCAUGUGUUUUGAAGUCUCUCGGCCGGUAUAACAGUAGCUGUCCAUUCGGCUGGCGACAAAAAUCCGACGAUUUGUUAUCAUUAGUGACGAAAGUGUGGAAAUAUGACUUUCACUGUUUGACUUCGUGCUGCAGCAAAGCAGCAAUAUGACCUUUUCUCCUUCCAAAGAAAGUAGGGAAAUGAAAGGGCGCUGAGAAGAAAAGGCAAGUAAACCUGGCCAGGAUUGCCUACCUAUGAGCCUGCCUCUUUUUUACCCCACGUCCACUUCCUUCCCAAGCCUUCAUAGACUCUUAUCAAAAGCCUUGAACAGCCAUUGCAAAGUUUGCUAUCACCAACUCUUUCUAGUGCACUGUUGCAAACAAAUCCGAUUUUAGUGCGCGUAUCACUUUGCAGGAUUUUCUUUCAAGUCUUUCGAUCCCGUUUUUGCCCGUGUUAGAACUCAAUCCUCAAUACAUUGCUUAUCAGGAUGGACACGGAACUGUUACGCUAUCUUCAACGAGAUACUGGCGACAAUACUGAUACCUGUGAAACUGGAAACGAGUAUGACGGUCGGCUGGGCCUCCGUGUUUCAUCCAUUUUCGUCAUCAUGGCUAGCUCGAUGACAGCGGCAGUUUUCCCUAUGCUAGUGAAACGUUCAAGCACAGUCAGCGCUAAGUGUGAGCGAAUCGCACACUGGGCUUUUUUUAUAGCCAAAUUUUUGGCUCUGGUGUCAUCAUUGCAACUGCAUUUAUUCAUUUGCUUGCUCCAGCGGAAGAGGCCCUAAGGGAUGACUGCUUGGCUGGUCCGAUCUCGGAGUAUCCUUGGGUGGAGGGCAUCAUUCUCAUGACCAUCGUUGCUAUGUUCUUGGUGGAACUCAUGAUUAUGCGCCAUUCAUAUUUCGGCAUGAGUCAACAGAGCGAUAUCGUCGAUAACGGAGGUCGGUGCCUUGGCGGGUUUGAUAAUUUUGGUGGUUGGAAUCAGGCUAAGCGUCACCUGCCGAUGGACGAUAAUUUGAGCCGGCCUCAGGAACGCGAAGACGCAGAGGUGGCUCGAGGCAACUUCGCGUUCGUGGAUGACUCUGCAGCCUAGCUUAUCGGGGUUUCCAUUUUGGAAUUUGGAAUCAUCUUCUAUUCCAUAUUCAUAGGCCUGACACUCGCAGUUGCGGGUUCUGAAUUCACCGCGCUCUAUAUCGUUCUCACCUUCCACCAGACAUUUGAGGGACUAGGUCUGGGAUCUCGCCUCGCCGUGAUUCCAUGGCCGACUUCCAGGCGCUGGACGCCUUAUGUUCUGGGUAUUGUCUAUGGUCUAACUACCCCCAUUGCCAUCGCAGUUGGCUUGGCAGUGCGCAAUACCUACCCACCUAGUGGUCGGACGACACUGAUAGUCAAUGGUGUUUUUGAUGCUAUCUCGGCAGGCAUUCUUAUUUAUACUGGCCUUAUCGAAUUAAUUGCGCGCGAGUUCCUGUUCAACUCGUUUAUGCGUCGGGCUCCUCUUCGCACUGUUUGGUCGGCAUCUUCUGAUCUGCCUUGGCGCAGGACUCAUGGCACUGCUCGGCAGAUGGGCUUAACUAUGUAUAUUUUAGAUUACUGCGGGCUGAGUGCUUUGGCGUUAAGCCAAUGAGAGGAAACAAGAGAGGCAAGAAUUGAGAGUUGAAAACCGACGAAUGUAGCUGACCUUCAAGUUUUUUUUUUCUUUUUUUUUUGUUUCCCAACUUAUGCAGUCUUUUCCAUUCGUUCAGUUCCUCAAGACUGCGGAGCGUGUGCUUUUCAAGCCCAUCCCCAAUGCGAUGUUUUCGCGGGUUUUAGCGAUUUGGCAAAUGCUUGGCCAGUCAGUCUUCGCCGCCGAGACAUCAAUAGUGCAGCCAAGGAACUCAAAAGAACGCGAAAAUCUCUCACAUUUGAUCAGUUCCCCGCGAAGGCCUGGCUGACCCCCAUUUGUCGCUGUUUUACGACGAUCGGCGCCGUUCUCUUUCUCCAGAGACGAGGAUAACAGGGAGCUCCAAUUAUUGAGAAAAUAAAGAGUUGGCGCCUGAAAGGAGCUGUCUUAAAUCGCAAAUCGAUACGCAAAAAUCGACCUCGAAUCAGCCACGCCGUUUCACACCCAAGUCCGAGAUUUUUGAUUGAGUGGCCACCCGUCCUCAGAUCCCCACAGCUUCAAAAUUGCCUUCAUCAUCUUUGAAGUAUCUGCACAGGCUGUUUCACACAGUACUUCAAAUCUGCGACCGAGAAAAAAAAAGAAAGCAGUAUUGUCUCUAUGCACUCAUUAUGAGGAGAGCUUGCUAUGAGUAAAACAAUAGUAUCAUUGCACGGGCCCUUGAAAGUCUAAUCGAAUCCCUUUCUGGUCCAAACGAGCAGUCUGCUUUGAAUAUCAGCGAGGGAUUAUCGCUCCUUUUAGCUGGCGCGUGUCAGCAACAUACUCCAGAUUACAUUCAAUUCCCUUCGCAAAUUGAAGGCGAAAAUGCCGCAUUUCUGCGAGCCUGAAUAGCUAUAUAUAGGGACAGAAUAGGGAAUUUGAUAAUGUGGCUAAGCUAUCAUCAUCAUCUUGAGGAAUCACUCAAAAUGCCGUGUCGCGAUUGUUCAGCUCCCGCGCAGAAAUCUUCCAGACCUAGCACCGACAACAACAAUCUCUCUGGGCGCGGUCAUCGGUUGAUUUCAACUAUGCUACCCGAAGGAUUUGCUUUAUUGUCCAGUUCGUGUUGCUGGCUACCAACUAUACUUGACUUCAUUUUUGCUGGUUCUAUCACCGCAGUUGGCAUGCAAAAGCUUCGAUUUUUCUUUUUGGCCAUUUCUGUCUUGACUCUGUCCGCCAGCAUCGCGCGCGAAGGCUUCAACCGUGGUAAUAUUCGGCGCGCAAUCAUUUGUGCUAGUCUACUGGUCUGGACGCAGUAUAGUCAGCGGGUUCAGGGUCAUCAUAGUUGUCACUGACUUCUACUGUCUUCCUGUUUAGAGACAGCUAUCUUGCCGGGAUGUCUGAAUGAAUGUUCUAGUAUGGGAAGGGGAUGAUCUCAUCUAUCAGUAAGUCAAGGAGGUGAUUCUAGCUUAGGUAUCUUAUGGUAGUCCGGAGAUCGAUACCUGGUACUAUGGAUACUAGUUUAUUAUAGGUUAUUGCAACUGGUUUGGACGUAAUUCUUUCCUUUACUACUUUCUAGGAAUCUGAGUUCUGAG
Messenger RNA from Aspergillus calidoustus, 4754 nucleotides. NCBI's taxonomy places the organism in Eukaryota, Fungi, Ascomycota, Eurotiomycetes, Eurotiales, Aspergillaceae. The record is from the annotation of a GenBank genome assembly.